Messenger RNA from Triplophysa rosa, 2210 nucleotides. Its product is annotated as gastrula zinc finger protein XlCGF57.1-like. NCBI's taxonomy places the organism in Eukaryota, Metazoa, Chordata, Actinopteri, Cypriniformes, Nemacheilidae. The transcript is spliced from 4 exons. Gene Ontology annotation, biological process: regulation of transcription by RNA polymerase II. Gene Ontology annotation, cellular component: nucleus. Gene Ontology annotation, molecular function: RNA polymerase II cis-regulatory region sequence-specific DNA binding; DNA-binding transcription factor activity, RNA polymerase II-specific. The record is from RefSeq and is a predicted model, not a curated record. Bases 15 to 1358 code for a protein of 447 amino acids.
UGCAGGUGGAUGUGAUGUGCUGUAAAUCAGUAGGAACUGAUCUGUCUAUGCUGGAUAUUGAUGAUUUGAUGACAGAAAUCUGUCAGCUGAAGAAAGAGGUGAAGUUACUGGAGACAAAACUCAGAGAGAGAGACCAACUCAACAGAAAGGAUGUAUGUGGUGUUUCUCUCUGUGAUCAAACAUCUCCAGAUCUUCUGCUUUCUGUCUGUAAUGAAGAGCAGAAGACAUCAGUGAAGCUGCUGGACAGCGAGAUCCCAAAAACACAAAUCACAGAAGCAGAAGUACAGACAGAAAAAGGCAUUUUGUUUUAUUCAGACUUGAUGGAGGUGAAAACAGAAAUCACAGAAUCGGUGCAACAAACAGAAAAGACUGAUUUGAUUUAUUCAGACCUGAUGGAGGUGAAGGAGGAAAGUUCAGAACCGAAUGAAAUUGAGGAGGAAAAUAAUUUCACGACUAGAGAAGACUCUCCGAGUUGCUUGAGGACAGAAGAGAGUUUCCCACAAAAAACUUCUCAUACCUGCCCUCAGUGUGGAAAGAUCUUCACAUAUAAAUCCAAACUUAAUAGGCACAUGAGAAUUCACACUAAAGAACGCCGUUACAGAUGUGACCAGUGUGGAAAUUUCUUUAAAUUUAAAUACAAACUUAUUUUGCACAUGAGAAUUCACACGGGAGAACGGCCGUACAGAUGUGGCCAGUGUGGAUCCACCUUCAUUCGUGAAUACAACCUUAACAGGCACAUGAAAAUUCACACUGGAGAGAAAUCUUAUAAAUGUGAUCAGUGUGAAAGGACUUUUAUUCGUAAAGACCACCUUAAAGAGCACAUGAGAGUUCACACUGGAAAGAAACCUUACAGAUGUCAUCAGUGUGGAAAGAGCUUCAGUCUGAAGGCUAAUCUUAAAUCUCACAUGAGAGUUCACACCGGAGAAAAGCCGUACGGAUGUGAUCAGUGUGGAAAGAGUUUUGCAUCGGCAGCGACUCUGAGAGAUCAUCUUCUCUAUCAUUCUGGAGUGAGAUCAUUUCAGUGUGAACAGUGCAGUAAAACAUUCUUUUCUGCAAUUGACCUGAAGAAGCACAUGAAGACUCAUACAGGCGUGAAGCCUCAUGUCUGUUCCAUCUGUGGAAAGACCUUCUCAAAACUCUCCAACCUUAAAAAUCACAAGAAGAAAACACACACAGGCGUGGGAUCUCAUAUGUGCUCUGAACAGAAAUCUCACCCAUGCUCCUCAUGUGGACAGAGUUUUCAGAAAUCAAGACGUCUUGAGAUUCACAUGAAGAAGUGUUGCAAAGUUCAUCGACAUGAAACUGUUCAGACCAGAAGAUCCCUGAGAUCAUCAGUAACUUGUUCAAAUUACAAGUGAAGUUUGUCUUGUUGGACAAGUAAAACAUUCAGAGAACAUACAUGUAAUAACUCAGCAAAAAAAAAGCUUUUGUAGGUAUGUUAAUUCCGUAAUGUUUAUGUUUUAUUAUUAUUAUAUUAAUGUUGGACAACCUGAGGCCAAUGAAUAAGAGGUUUGUGUAGCUUUGGGAUCUUGUAAAGUUAAAGUUUCUACUUACUGAUGAUCAAAGUGUUUUGAGCGUUCCGAGUCGGUCAAACAAGGCCGCUGCUUGCAUCUGACACAGAUAUUUUGUUUUCCAUAAUUUAACACAAUGAACCGAUUUAACAUUUUGCGUUUCCACAGUUUCUUAACUUGAAGUCUUUUAAGACUUUAAAUCUGGAUCUGUCAGAACUGGUGUGUUAUGUGAUUCUCAUUGCUUGAAUGUGCCGCUUACAAUUGUCAUCAUUGACGUGACCAAAAUAAAACAUUAAAAGUUGUCAACCAUUAUGGUAAACGACUGUUGUUAAGUGACAUUUCGCUCCAGUCCAGCACUCGAAGAGAGUUUCAACAUGAAGUUUACAGUUUCAGCAACGGUAAGUGUUGUGUUUUUUAUCGUUUAGGGGAUUCAUGUAUUUUCUAUUUUUGUCUUUCUGCAGUAAGAGAAGCUUGUUUCUCUUGAAACUCGAGGUUCUGCCCCCCUUCAUUGAACUCUUUUUGCUACCUCCAUUUGCUAAAAACAGCUCUGACUCUUCUCGUAUGAUGUCUGAUGAGGUUGAAGAACACGACAAGUAAUCUUGGACUAUUCCUCCAUACAGAAUUCCUUCAGAUGCUUCGAAUGUUGGUGCUCCCUCUUCAGUUCAUCCCACUCAUUUUCGAUAGGGUUCAGAUCAGGGA